Molecule: messenger RNA, 180 nt
Organism: Aspergillus fijiensis CBS 313.89
Lineage: Eukaryota; Fungi; Ascomycota; Eurotiomycetes; Eurotiales; Aspergillaceae
Exons: 1
Coding region: 1-180 (59 amino acids)
Source: RefSeq, a predicted model, not a curated record
AUGGGCUCUCUCCGCGAGGGCAAAACCCCCGAAGAGAAAGAUGAAUACAUUGCCGGACUGAAGCAGAUCAUCAACGACAUGCGACGCGACAAGGUGAAAGACUUUAGCACCGUGGCUGCGGAAAUAGCCGCAUACCGUAGACGCUUCCUCCAAGACCCUUCGCGGAUCUUGCCAUUGUAA